UUCAAACGCCUGUCAGUUCAUUCUCACAUUACAAGAGUUUCUGUCGUGCGCUGAGGAAAUCUCCAUCGAGAUAUAACGGUGGAAUAAAUCAAUGGGAGUUCAAAAAAACCUGAUUUUGGAAGCGGCGACGAGAGUUUGUCAAAGGCAAAGUUGUAUUGACUACUCUUGGAGUUCAUAUUCGCUAAAACGACAGAUGAACCUCAUCUAGAUGACCUUCCUGUGGUACGGUAUGGAAGACCACACCAGUUGGUCUUUCCUGUAGGAUGGUGGCGCACAGUACAGUGGAAGGGAAUCAAGGCACAGAAGAACCCCAAGUGAGCACAGAACCCUCCCCAGCGGUCUCCCAAUCCCAAAGGUCCAGACCCAGCCAGCAGGCAGCCAUUUUACAGACACAUUUCAGACCCUUCAACUUUGAGAGAGACUUCAAGAUCAUCGCAAAGACCACCUCAAUGCUAGAGGAGAGUGGCUUCUAUUGGGGUCCCAUGACUGUAGAGGAGGCACAUCAGAAGCUGAAGAAAGAGCCAGUCGGAACUUUCCUGAUCCGGGACAGUCGGCAGAGCGACGUGUUCUUUACGCUGAGUUACAAAGGACAACACGGUCCCGUGAGCGUCCGGAUUAACUUCAAGAAUUCCAAGUUCAGCCUGACCGGCAGCAAGGAAUCUUUUGACUCUCUUUUCAAACUGCUGGAACACUACAUCAGUUCCCCGAAGAAGGGUCUCAUCAGGCCCUACAGGAAAGAACCAGUGCAGACCCUGCAGCAGCUGUGCCGCAGACGGAUUAUCGAAACAUGCGACGGAAAAGACAUCGACCGCAUCCCUGUGCACCCAAUCCUCAAAGACUUCCUCCAUGCUUUCCCUCAUCCGCUAUGAAGACGAUACUCAUUGCAUUAAAGCGCUGCUGGAUUAUUCUGGAGAUACUUGAUGGACUCCUCAUGGUCCUGCUCUGUUUUAGGACGCAGGAAUCAUACUGUAGCACAUUUUGGAAUAUCAUCAGACUUGAACACUGCACAAAGUUUACAUUGUCUGUGAAUGUUUACACUAUACAGGAAUAUUGUUUUCCUUUGAUUACAUUUCUGCUAUGCAGAAAGAAAUAUUUCAAGAUAAUUUUUAUAAAAAAUAAUAAAUAUAUUUGUAAACAAUUUAAAA
This is a messenger RNA of Megalobrama amblycephala (Wuchang bream), 1145 nucleotides long. RefSeq names its product suppressor of cytokine signaling 1a (gene socs1a). The transcript is spliced from 2 exons. The record is from RefSeq and is a predicted model, not a curated record. Gene Ontology annotation, molecular function: 1-phosphatidylinositol-3-kinase regulator activity. Gene Ontology annotation, cellular component: phosphatidylinositol 3-kinase complex. Lineage: Eukaryota; Metazoa; Chordata; Actinopteri; Cypriniformes; Xenocyprididae. Bases 264 to 869 code for a protein of 201 amino acids. Gene Ontology annotation, biological process: phosphatidylinositol phosphate biosynthetic process; intracellular signal transduction.